GUGUGUUUAAAUAAUACGUAGUUAGAAUUUUUUUUUUUUUUUUUUUUUUCUUUCAAUAUUUUAAUUUGCUUAAAACGAAUUUUUAAAAAAAAAAUAGUAUGAAGAAUUAUGGAUCAUCUUUGAAAAGUCUGAAAUAUGACGACCAAUUUAUUACUGGAUACGCCUGCUUACUUCAAAUGGACUGAUUGAAUGGUUAAGCUUGUCCGAACGUAUAUGUAGUAUUAGUAUAGUAUUUCACCAUUUAUUUUCAGUGGAACCUGUGACUGUGAUUUCGGUUAGGAAACAAAGGAUGUACGUAAAUAUGUCUCCUUACAACUAAAAUCUAAGUUAACCUACGAAGUGAGCUGUUAUUGUACGUGAUGGUUAAGUGACUAUUGUAGCAUUCUUAAUUUUAAGCGACAGUCUGUUACAGACAUAUAUUUUUUAUACUUAAAUUUAAUACCGUUCGAUGAGUACGGGAUCUGUUUGAUGUCGGGUAAAUACUUCAGGUGAUAUUAUUAUUACAUUCUGUUUUAGGGGUUCAUGCUAACAUUCUUUUAUAGACCCGGCCAAACACUUUACAGGUGUGCCGUCCACCAAUUUACCGUCGACGAAAUUUCUUUCGAUCAAAUUUCCUGAUACGAACAAAAAUAGAUUAUGCUUCAAACUUACAAACUUUCAAACCCCAAGGAUGUGGGAGUGGAAGAAAAACACUGGAGAGAUCGCCGUGAAAUCAUGACCCACUUCGGGCGUCCAAACUUAAGCUACGCCACUGAUGUUAGGAAAACUGCAAUGGACGCCAUGUUCUUGUGGCACACUGUUCUUUUAGCGACCUGUUCUCGUGGCACACUGUUCUUGUGGCACAUGGUUCUUGUGGCACCCUUUUCUUGUGGCACACUGUUCUUGUAGCAACCUGUUAUUGUGACACUCGGUUCUCGUGGUCCUCUUUCUCGUUGAACUCCGUUCUGAUGACCCUCUGUUCUGAUGGCCCUCUAUGUGGUGGCCCCCUUCUGGUGGUACUCUGUUCUGAUGGCCCUCUAUGUGGUGGCCCCCUUCUGGUGGUACUCUGUUCUAGUGGUACUCUGUUCUGAUGGCCCUCUGUUCUGAUGGCCCUCUAUGUGGUUGCCCCCUUCUCGUGGUACUCUGUUCUGAUGGCCCUCUGUUCUGAUGGCGCUCUAUGUGGUGGCCCCCUUCUGGCGGCCCCCUUCUGAUGGCCCUCUGUUCUGAUGGCCCUCUUUGUGGUGGCCCCCUUUUAUGGAGUGAACGCCGCUAAAUCACGACCCGCUACAAGCGUCACAAAGCGUUAGAUGCGUUCUCCCACUAGAUUGUGGGCUUAGUCUCCACCCCAUUCUUUUGGCACCCUAUUCGUAUGGCACCAUCUUUUUUGGCACCCAAUUCUUGUGACUCUUUGUUCUAGUGGAAAUUUGACUGGUGGUAUAUCGCACUUAUAUUUAAUUUAGAUAUAUUAUGAAAACAACUCGGGCAAGCGCUGUCAAUUUAAUAAUUUUUACAUGUGGUGUCAGCCUUGUGAGGGUGUCAGCCUUGUGAGGGUGUCAGCCUUGUGAGGGUGUCAGCCUUGUGAGGGUGUCAGCCUUGUGAGGGUGUCAGCCUUGUGAGGGUGUCAGCCUUGUGAGGGUGUCAGCCUUGUGAGGGUGUCAGCCUUGUGAGGGUGUCAGCCUUGUGAGGGUGUCAGCCUUGUGAGGGUGUCAGCCUUGUGAGGGUGUCAGCCUUGUGAGGGUUUCACCUGGAUCUGCCUUUAAGCUUAUAAAAAUAAAACUGUUCUUUUUUUCAGAUUCUGCAGUGCAGUUGUUUAGGCAGGGUCACAAAAAAAAAAACAAAAAAAACAGCGUUAUUUGAGUUUAUUCGUGACCAGUGCAGCAAAUGUCAGUGACAUCAUCCUUUUUUUAAAAGGAUUUCAAGCAUCUACUGUCUAAAGACAUGUGAAAAUAUUCAUCUGGCCUUUCAUUUGUUUACCUCAUAAUGGUGGAACAUGUUGAUGUUUUAAUGUAACUUUGAAAAAUAAACCAUGAGAUUUAUUUAUUUUUUUUAAAGUAAAUAUGAAUGCAAAAUUUUGAAAAAACAAAAAAGUUUGAUUUGAAAAGAAAUAGGAGAAACAGCUACAAUGACGUCACCGAUUGACCAGUCUGUACCAGGGACCUCAAUUCACUACAAUGAUCAAAUUCUCCAUAGUACGCUAACUCACCAAAAUUCAGCAGACAUUUUCAAACUCGUGAAGGCUCUUUCUCAGUUCCGGCCUAGAUUGUUCUCCCAAAAAGCUCUGGAUAUAGGUUUGAUCACUGCUUGUAAAAUAAGGAAUCCAUUGAUUGUCCAGGGUUUGCUCCACAAUGGGGCAAACCUGGAAACCAGAGAUGAAAGGGGAAUGACUCCGUUACUGCUGUGUGCUGAAUUAUCUAUGAGCGAAUUGGCCAAGAUUCUGCUGCAGAGAGGUGCCAAUGUUAAUGCCAUCAGUUUUUAUGGUGAGACACCUUUGAUUGUGUCCACUUAUCUACCUGGAUCAGCAGCCAUGGCGAAACUCCUGUUGGAACAUCCACAAGUCGAUCUAAGACACCAAAAUAAUAAUGGUUAUUCAGCACUCAUGAGUGCUAUAGAAGCACACAAUAUUUCUGUCGUGAAGCUUUUGAUAAACGCUGAUACUCUCGGUACAACUGAUGAUCUCCAAGAGCCUCAAGUUAAUAACGACGGAGAAACCGUGGAAGAGAUAGCUCAACGUGUUGGAGUAGCAGAUCUUUUAAAACUCAUCAGGGACGAAAAGCGUACUGGUGUGAGGUCACUCCACCAAGCCUUGUUGAACAGAGAUAUUAAGUCAGUACAGAUUUUAACAAACUGCAAUGAUGGUGUACAAGACAAUAAGCUUACUUAAGAUGAUGUGACUAUGUGGUAGACCUCUUUUUUUAAAAAAACUCAAUGACGUAGACAUGUGUUCUUUCGUGUGUAUUUGUGUCUUAUUAAUCAUUAUCAAGCGCAGGCGGCGAAGCAGCAAAUGAGAGCGCAACACGGUGCGAAUUGAGAGCGAGGUGGACAAGAAAGUUCCACUGGGCUAUUAUUAAUAUAGAUUAUUUGAUUACAUAGUAACAAUUUUAAUAAACCAGUUUAUUUUUCCUGUUUGUCACCAUACAUUACAUUUGAUACAACAUCCCUUUCAACUACUACUCCAAAAAUCAUAGAAAAGUACAUUUAUAAUAUUGUACCAAAGUAAAUCUUUAACAUCAUAUUUGUUAUAGCCUGUGUGUUGACCUACUUUUGCUUCAACCACUUGUCCCCUCCCCCUUUUUUUUGUUUUUGUUUGUUUAAACACUGGCGCCAUCGAUUAAAGAUGUAACGCUGGAAUAGCCCCACCUAUCCUUUGAUUGGGAAAAGUUUGUUUACGUUCUAUUUUUUUCUAAAGAAUAUUAUCGGGAGAAGCAAUUUCUGCAACUCCUUUCCUGGAGGGUUCCAACUACCUCCCUAUAAAUAAGCAGGCAGCUUUCUCAACCGGAAGAGAGAUUGUCUAGGUUUCUUCGACCAUUAUACUUUUUCAAUUGUGCUGAAGUUUAUAUAGUUUUUAUUACUGCACUUGUGAUUGUGUAUUUGUAUAUAAAU
Lymnaea stagnalis (great pond snail) is the source of this 3579-nucleotide messenger RNA. The record is from the annotation of a GenBank genome assembly. Lineage: Eukaryota; Metazoa; Mollusca; Gastropoda; Lymnaeidae.